This is a messenger RNA of Schistocerca cancellata (South American locust), 2259 nucleotides long. It is a transcript of the gene chinmo, whose product is annotated as zinc finger protein chinmo. NCBI's taxonomy places the organism in Eukaryota, Metazoa, Arthropoda, Insecta, Orthoptera, Acrididae. Gene Ontology annotation, molecular function: protein binding. The transcript is spliced from 6 exons. Bases 638 to 2227 code for a protein of 529 amino acids. Gene Ontology annotation, cellular component: nucleus. The record is from RefSeq and is a predicted model, not a curated record. Gene Ontology annotation, biological process: regulation of transcription by RNA polymerase II.
CCCUGGAAGUCAACAGAACUCAUUGUAAGGCCACAGCAGUUACUUUCCUAUUCCAAAGACUUAAGCCGAUGUACCGAAAUUUUUCAUAAUUCGUACACAACUGUUUCCGGCUGUAGCCUACACCAACAUUUCUUUUUAUGCACGGGUUAGAGAAAUUAAGUUAUUUAUAAAUAUUGAACGGACCUAUCUCAGGUAUUAUUUGAAAUAAAUAGAAAUUAAAUGCAACGCCGUAUAUGUGUUAUCGCGUAAGCGCAAAUUAUAUGGACCUCAUUAUACAAUAUUGCAAAUUGUGAAUUUUGCGGGAGUCUCCUGCAGCGGACAUGGAAUCUUAGCAUUGGUGUUGCAUGAAUCGUGUCAAGAUGGUUGCAUGUUUAUGAUUUGGCGCAAGGUUUACCUUGAACGAUGUUGGAUUUGUAUAAAAACACCUGUUAAACAUGUUUAUGUAGAAAAUCGGAACGUAGCACAUAUAUACAUUGACAGUAAUUAGAUUUGGCCUCGUUUAUUGGGAACGCAGUUACGAACCAAAAUUUAUUUAGGCCUAAGUGCAUUUACUGCACUAUACUAAUUUUAGAGCUAGGCUUCCCCAUGUGAGUCUGAAGAACAGCAGGGAGCUGAUACAUUCCAAACAACAUCUGGAAUGGAUUCACAGCAGCAGUUCUGUCUUAAGUGGAACAGUUUUGGCAGCAAUCUAGCAACAACAUUUGGAAACUUAUUUCGAUCCGAGAGCUUAACAGACGUUACAUUGUUUUGUGAAGGUGUCACAUUUAAAGCACAUAAAUUGAUCUUAGCAGCAUGCAGCAAGCACUUUCAGGAUCUCUUUGAAACAGCACCAGUAUGUCCGAGUGUCCUUGUUAUAUUGGAUGGCACAUCAUCUUCAAAUAUGUCAGCAUUGCUAGAAUUUAUGUACAAAGGUGAAGUUCACGUUUCACAGGACAGCUUGUCAAGCUUUUUGAAAGCAGCUGAAUGUUUGCAGGUGAAAGGUCUUUCAAUAGAGCAUGAAAAGCUGGCUGUAGUGCACAGCUCCCAGGCUGGCUCUGUGAAUCAUGACAGCCAACUUGACUCACCCACUAACAGGAAACAGUCAAAGCUUAAUAGCUGUCUUUCGAAGGAAUCCCAUGAAGGAAACACCCCAGAACAGACACAGCAGCAACAACAACAACAACAGCAGCAGCAGCAACAACAACAACAACAGCAGCAACAACAGCAACAACUUCAACAACCACCUCCACCACCUCAACAGCAGCAACAGCAACCACAGCAACACCAUCAUCAUCAACCACAACCACAAACUCAACCACAGCAACAGCUGCACCAACAGCAUCCAUCUACCUCAUCAUAUACAACAGCAUUGUAUAUGCAUCCAUCACAUUAUCGCUAUGAACAGAGGGUUCCAUUAUCUCCUUCCCAUUACGAUGCUCCUCCUCCACGUAAACGUCACCAUCGCAGCUCGUCGGAGGUGAUGCAAGAUGCAGCUGCUGCUGCUGCAGUACGCGCAUCCGUAUUGCGUGAUGGCAGUAAGCCAUCAGGGAAGUUGUCGCCACUAUCACUGGCUUACCGUCCAUCAGGAAGUCAGCAACAGAACCAGCAGCCACCUCCCCCUCCACCGCCGCCACCUGAGCCUGAACUCAAAUCUGAACCAGACAAAACUUAUGUACAGAGUCCUCACCAUAUGCGAUAUGAUUCUGCUGCUGAUCCAAAUCCUGCUGCCACACCUGUGACUUAUGACAGAACUGCUGCUGUGGAUGUCGACCCUUCAGAUCCUAUUGGCUCAGACAGCCGCCGAUCUUCAGUGGAUACUGGGAGCAGUUGUCCCGAAGAUUUGCGAGUGAAGUUGGAGAUAUCAGGCUCUCAUUCAGAAGACCAGCAUACUUCGUCUACUGCUAUGUAUGCAGAUACAAGUGCAGAACAAGCACCAGAAAUGAUUCCAAUCAAUGUAUGGAACUCUGGUGCAAAUAUGAAGGUUUCACCGCAGAAGGGCAGCUCAAUUGCCACAGCAGAUGGUAAAAAACUGAAGUGCCCAUUUUGUGAGCGUCUGUAUGGCUAUGAAACGAACUUGCGGGCACACAUUCGGCAGCGUCACCAGGGUAUACGGGUUCCAUGUCCAUUCUGCAGCCGCACCUUCACCCGCAACAAUACAGUUCGUCGUCACAUUGCCCGUGAGCACAAAACAGAAUAUAGCUUGAAAGUGUUCCAGCAAGCUCAAGUCCAUAAUCACAACAACCAGUAAACUCAAGCCAAUCAACAGUAACAGAAAUACCU